This is a messenger RNA of Uranotaenia lowii, 2513 nucleotides long. Its product is annotated as inactive ubiquitin carboxyl-terminal hydrolase MINDY-4B. The transcript is spliced from 6 exons. Bases 839 to 1990 code for a protein of 383 amino acids. NCBI's taxonomy places the organism in Eukaryota, Metazoa, Arthropoda, Insecta, Diptera, Culicidae. Gene Ontology annotation, molecular function: K48-linked deubiquitinase activity; cysteine-type deubiquitinase activity. The record is from RefSeq and is a predicted model, not a curated record. Gene Ontology annotation, biological process: protein K48-linked deubiquitination.
UUUUCACACCAUUCAGUCGGCACUUCUCGGCCAGGACGGAACCAAUAGCAAAAAAAGGAAACGGAACACGACACGGAAUCCUCAAACCAAAAAAAAACAUUCAAACUAUACAGGAUUCUAACCCGGGGACCGUUGAACUUCGUGCCCCUUUCCCAGUGGUGUCCGGAGAAAAAGUUUGGAAAGUGAAAAGAGGAAUCCAAAUUAAGAACUGAGUGUAUCUAUUUCUUCUUUUUCCUGAGGGGUGUUUUGGCGGCCAGGAAAAUGAACGGGUGAAAAGUGUGUCGUCCUGGCUGCGGCCGUUCUUGUACUUUUCGCAAGUGAAUUUCCGUUUCCGUCCGGGAAUGUUGUUUUCGUCAGAAGUAGCAGCUCGCCGUUGAAGUUAGUCUUUUAUUAUUGGUGCAUCCAACUUGCGUGUGUUCCUUCGUCGAAGCAAAGGAGAAGAAAUUGCGGAGAUCGUGUCAGUGAUUAAGUAGUUUUUCUGUAGUUUUCUUUGCUGAUGAACUUUACUUACCUUCAAAAAACCAUCUGCCUAGCUCUAGGCUGAAGGUGAAGAAAACUUUUCUCUUUUUCCGAUCGAACGAAAACAAACCUAGAAAAUUUUUUUUCCCAUUCCAGUAGUUUUGCAUUCCCUUAGACCGGGACCCCGUUGGUGUGAAUUUAUAGAUUUUUGUGGUGCGAGGCGAGUACGUUGUCUGGAACUAUUUUGGUUUGCAGUCCUCCCAGAUGGGGUGAACGAAUCGCUUCAAGGGUUUUGUGUUUGAUAUCUUAAGGACAGGACUCGAACAUUGAGUAACAGUUCUGCUACACGAGGAAACCAGGAAGACGCAUAAAAUUUACCAUGUCGAAGCUCAAGCUUGUCGAUGGAAGGCCCAUCGAAAUGGAUGAAGCAAUCGAACUUCGUCAAGCGAUUUUCGGCUCCGCAACAAGUCCACCACGAGGCGAAUGGACCAGGACCGGUAUCAGUAUGGGCCCAUUCAAUGCAGAAUAUCCGUACGGCCUCCGAUCGCCACGGAACGCAACUCGCGGGAUGCAAUCGGUCCUGCAGGCCUUCAUAAUCAAACACUUCAUAUUCGACUCGAAGCGAGGCGAGAAGACGGUUCCACUGGAGGAAAUGCUCAAACCGACCGAAGCACAACAGCUACAGGCUCUCUACCUUGCGAUGUCGGAAAUUCUGUGGACUAUUGGAGAGAAGAUCAAGGCGAUCGUGGCCUUGCCGGGAGAGAAUUCACUCAUUCAGCACUGUCCAGCGUACUUCCAGGACAAUGUUACCGAGAAGCUGUUCUUUUUCGAGUUUUUCUCUCUGGAUGAGUUGCAGAUCUUUUUGAAGCGGUAUCUGCCCUAUUUCACGGAGAAUCCUGGACCAGGGGCUCUUUUACUUUUGUACAGUGCAGUGAUGACAAGAGGUUUGGAUAACAUGCGUAACGACCUCGAUGCUCCUAAGGGAGCUCACUUGAUCGGACCUCACGAGGAAGGGUCGUUGAACAUAGUAACGUUGAUGCUCACGGGUCGAGCGACGCCCUACCUUCACAACGGAGUGGUGUACGUUGGCGAUGAAGAUCAUUACGCCUUGCCCCAGUUCGGUAUCCUGAGCCGAGGUUGCAUCGGCAUCAUGGUCUGGGAGGGGGACAACGAGGCCAUGAGCAGUUCCUCGCGACAACCUGGGUCCCGCCUUAAAACCCCGGCCACCCCCAUCUGGGUCAGCAGCUGUUGCGGUCACUACGGAGUUCUGUUCAACUCGAACCGGGAACUGCUCCGCAACUACCACGCCGAGAAACGCUUCGAACUCCACUACUACACCCUGGCCGGUUGCUACCUCUCGAUGACGGUGGAUAAUCGGCAGCAGGAGGACGGCGGCGACGAACUCGAGGGAGACGGCGAAAGGAAGCAAAACGAUAUAACGUCAACGCCGCUGGAACGGUUGAUCCACACCAAGUGGAUGGAAGCCAAGAUCACCUAUCAUGGGCCCCUUCCAGCCUCACUGAACGUUUAAAUCGUUCGUGCUGAUCCCUUCGGGUCUUCCCUUGAUCAAGAUUCUUCUAGUUCCAGUAGGAUCGUGGGCAGCGUUGAAAGCAGUGUUGUUUUAAGUAACAAUGGUAUUUUUAAGGUUUGGCAACGCUGUUUUGGGUUCAAAUUGAACGGUGUUUGUGAGACCUUGGCUUGAGGUGUAGAUGGUUGUGAUUAAGGUUAGGCAGAUAGGACAUUACCAACGUUUCAGCUCAUCACAACUUGAACCCGGAACAUCGUUGAAAAAAAUAUGAAAAAUCAUUUGCAGAAAUUUAUAACGAAGCAUAGAUGAAUACGUAGGAAAUGUAGAUUAAGGUUUGUUAGGAACGCUAUACAAAAGUCACAUCAAGUGAUAAGUUGAACCUAAUGUAGGAUUGUUCAAAAAAAAGUUUAUAUUGAUCAAAUAAAGUUGUAUCGGAGUAAAUUUUGAAUUUAAGAUUUCUACGAAAACGAUAUUCAAGUCGCAAGAUUGAGAUCAAUAAAUUGAUUGAUAACCUAUGAAACAUUGA